This is a messenger RNA of Drosophila willistoni, 7275 nucleotides long. RefSeq names its product E3 ubiquitin-protein ligase Ubr3 (gene Ubr3). The coding region runs from base 213 to 6995 and encodes 2260 amino acids. The transcript is spliced from 11 exons. NCBI's taxonomy places the organism in Eukaryota, Metazoa, Arthropoda, Insecta, Diptera, Drosophilidae. Gene Ontology annotation, cellular component: ubiquitin ligase complex; cytoplasm. Gene Ontology annotation, biological process: protein ubiquitination; ubiquitin-dependent protein catabolic process via the N-end rule pathway. Gene Ontology annotation, molecular function: ubiquitin protein ligase activity; zinc ion binding. The record is from RefSeq and is a predicted model, not a curated record.
GAAAAAGCAAAAGCCAAAAGAAGAAGAAAACGACCGACCCAAAGAAGAAGCGUGGAUUGCUGGAUUUGCUGGUGGAUCUCGGGCAUUGUCCGUCGUACAUCAUCCCCGUUUCCCCCAGGUAAAGACUAGACUGUAGGCAGCGACAGCGGACGUCGUCGUCGAUAGCGUCGGCAGCGACGUCAUCAAAAAAAAAAUCAUAAAUACCAUACAAAAUGGAUGAAGAUGAUAAUCUGUCAAAUGCCGAUAUCAGCAUCGAUGACGAGGAGGAACGUACCCGAGCCAUGGUCCAGGCCAUGAUAGACGAGGAUGAUGAGGAUGACGACGACGAUGAUGAUGAUGAUAUAGUUGAUGUUGCCGAACCCCAAGAAUCCGAUAUGGAUCUCUUAUCGGUUUAUGUGCUGCCUACAAAUGUGACUGUAAAUUCAGGCAGUGCUACCAAUUCGGUUCCCACUACUGCAAGUCGAGCAAGUGGUGGAGGUGGAGGAGGUAAUUCACAUUCACCAUUUCAUGACUGGGAUUCUAGUGCCACCACCAGUACAGCUGGAGUUGGUGCUGGAGCGAGUAGUAGUGGCAACAAAUCUUCAACAAAUGUCCACGGCGGUGCUGAUGAUACAGGCACCACCAACGAUGAAAGCAGUAAUUCAGGAUCAGGCGCUAAGCCGAGCUUCUUCUUUGGCGCCUCUUCAUUUAGUCUACGCAGUCGCAAGGAAGUGGCUGCCCUGAUCAAUACUGAAUGCUGUCGUGGCAAUGGUACACCAGAUCUGGAUUCCAUAAUGGAUACAUUGUUUAAUCCGGGUACAGCUAUUGAUAAUCCAGAUAAUAUUGAAUGGAUACGCUGGCUAAUAGCAGGCGGUCGUACGCCACAGGAGUUUGUAAAAAUUGUGCGGAGUUAUGACAACCAUGCGAAAUGUGGACUGGUCUGGGUACCCCAUGUGGUGGCUUAUCGUUGUCGCACCUGUGGCAUAUCGCCGUGUAUGUCUAUAUGUCGGGAUUGCUUCAAGAAAGGAAAUCACACAAAUCAUGAUUUCAAUAUGUUCUUGUCACAGGCGGGCGGUGCCUGCGAUUGUGGGGAUACAUCUGUAAUGAAAGCCGAAGGCUUUUGCUCUGAUCAUGGCAUCAAUAAUCGCGUCAAUCGUGAUCCUGUGCCUAAUAAUCUAUUGGCUGUGGCUGAGGCAAUAAUGCCCAAACUAUUAUUUCGUCUCUUGCAACAUUUUCGCGAACAUAGCGACACCUCGUUGCAAGCGCAUGCAAUGGCCUCGUAUUCUUGCGAGGAAUUUGCCAAUAUGCUGAUCCAUUUAAAUAAUAUGGGUGAGAUAAUGCGCAAAGUUAUGACACGGACAUUGAUCAAUCCGGAGGUCUAUGCAUAUUUCAUGGAAACACCAUGCCAGGAUACACCCAAUGGCCGUUUCCUUAAAGCAAAUCGUGAGAAAUAUGAGGAUGCUGUGAAUCGUUUCCCGAAUCCCGAGCCACCUGAUGAAUACCGCGAUUUGCCAGCAUUGGGCGAGAAACUGGUCCAUACCACACUACUCGAGGAGUUUAUAUUCUGGACGUUUAAGUUUGAAUUUCCUCAGACUUUGGUAUGCUGUCUGCUCAAUAUGCUGCCCGAUCAAGACUAUAAGGAACACCUGACCCGCACCUUCGUCAUGCACUACAGUCGCAUACCGUCUGUGCUGGAAAUGUCACGCGAUCCCGACACCCUAAGCAAUCGUGUCGUGCAUAUGAGCGUUCAACUCUUCUCCAACGAGAGUCUGGCCCUCAAAAUGGUCAACGAAUUGUCGCUGCUGCAUGUGAUGAUCAUUAGUUUAAAGUUAAUGAUGUCCAAGAUACUCAUACAAAAUACAUUGCAUGAUUCGACGAAAAAUUUCCAUUUUGUCAUUGAUUGUACACGUCAAGUAAUGAAGGAUCAUUGCUAUUGGCCACUAGUCUCUGAUUUUAAUAAUGUCCUGUCUCACGAAUCGGUGGCUUUGGUUUUUCUACGUGAUGAUAAUCUCAUCGAUAUGUGGUUUCAGUUUCUCCAAAUGCUCCAGGGCAUGAAUGUGAAUGUCAGAGAGACGGCAUCGCAUGUGGAAUUCGAACCAAAUAGUUAUUAUGCGGCAUUCUCUUGUGAAUUGGAAGCCAGUGCGUAUCCCAUGUGGUCGAUAAUAUCUCAUCUGCAGGACGGUACACAUGCUCAUCUAGCGAAAAAGAUUAUCAACUAUUGUGUCACUACAUUGCAUGAAUGGCUAGAUUCGAUAUAUUUUAUGGAACCAAAAAUGCCAUUGGAGGAAAUGAUGCAGGCCUCUUUUCAUUUUCCGUUACAUCGUUAUCUGGCUGCCUUUAUAUGUCAGGCUGUAACCAAAAUGGGCAUCAGUUUGAAUGAUGUGCUACCCCAUCGUCCAUAUAUCUUGCCUCUACUAAUGAUUCAUCCGCUUCGUGUACAGAGCUUCUUUUAUGAAAUUCUUGCUGGAAAAUGGGUUCGCAAUGGCCUACAAAUCAAAGGUCAGGCCAUGACCUACAUUCAGGCCAACUUUUGCAACUCGAUGGCAGAUAUGGAUCUCUUUUUUCUUCAGAUAUGCGCCACCACCCUGCCCCAGUACUUCUUUCUGCAGAAUACCAUUGAGCUCUUCGAUGUGGGGCAAUGGCUGGAGACAGCGCCACUGAAGCAGCCCCCGAAGGCGGAACAGUCUUCCAUGUUGGAAGGCUUUCUGACAUUCCUCGCUACCCUCGUGACGAGUCGUACGAAUCUUGGCAAUGAUGAGGCCACCCAGUGCAUCAUUGAGAUUAGCGCUCUCCUGGCCACCGAGAAUAAGACACAUUCGCAGCUUUUAGAACUGAUGCCGGAACGAUCGGGCAAUGUACACACCAAAAAUUUUGAAACGUUUCUCAAGAAACUAUCUGUCUAUAAGGCCCCAUCCAGUGGAUCAGAGAAUUUAGAACAGGGCCUCUUUACGCCCAUUGACGAAGUGUGGGAGAAAUACUACGAUCCUCUGCAUGUCCUGCUACGUGCUGUCCACCGUCGAGAUUUCCAAUCUUCACUGGAUCGUUUCACCAACUAUGUCAAGUCAAAAGGCAAAAUGCCGGCCAGUGGCAACCUUUGGCCGCCGUUUCGCCUACCGCAAUCUUUGCCAGCUGGCAGCUCUUUCAGUGAUCCUUGUCGUAUUCUCGACUCCCGCGUCUUUCACUCUACCAUAUUGUCGAUAUUCUUUCGCGCUGUCCACACGCGUGAUGUCUCUGAACAUCUGCUGGCUCUCGCCGUCUUUCUGCUGGAGAUCUCGGUAGAGACGAGUGGCGAUGCCAGUGCGAGACCUGCGUCAGGCAAUGCAACAGUCGCUGCUAUGGUGGAGGUACCGGGUAUGGUAGGCGGUGCUGGUUACCAUCACGCCUACGGCCCGGGAAGACAAGAGCCACCUAAAUUGUUUCAGUGCUAUCCCACGGACAAUCUCAGUUGCAAUUUGCGGCAUGUGGUGAAACGUGUAUCGCUCAAAUCGCGUGAUCCGCAAGUUAUCACAUCCAAUUACCGCUCCAAUCCAUUCUACGCUGAUCUGGACUUUGAUGUUGAGACAGAUUCGACGGAGCAAACCAUGCGCUAUGCCAUUGGCUUGUCCGAGUCCGAUACGGAUGAGGGGGCAAGUGGUGGAACGACGACGGCCGGAGGAGGCCGAGGAGGUGGGGGAGGAUCAACUGUGAGUCGACGUGGUGUCACUCAAGCUUUGGUGCCCAUGCGAGUGCCUGGAAUGGAAGUGGCAUUGCCACGAGAUCUAUCUGUUGUAGCGGAAACUGGUGUGGUUAUUCGCCAGGAUAGCAAUGAGGACGAUCUGUUGCGGGACGAUGACAACGCCAUGGACAUGAGCCCGGCUGCUCUUGAUUUUCAUUUCCCAAUGCAGCCGAUCACAUUGCCCGAGAGUGGCAUGGAAGUGGCUAUACGCAGAGAUCUCUUACUGGCCGAGACAAACAACGAGGCACGCGGAGGAGCAGAAUCCAUUGGUCCAGGUGCUAGCAACAUGAAUGCUGGAACUGCAGGCACUGGCGCUGUCGGCCCUACAACGCGAAGUGGUGGCGGAACUGCUCCCAAUGAAAUGUUUUCACCAACCACUCCAACCGGUGGUGGGAUGUUGCUGCCGUUCCAACGUGUCCAGCCCGUUGCUGUGCCCAGCAGUAGUAACAUGGACAUUGUUCUUGGAGCUGGUAGUUUCAUCGCUAGCGGAGGACGCCAUCGCCAUCACCAUCAUCAUAAUUACGGGGAUGCUGGUGGGGCACGCAAGCGUUCGGUGGACAUGGCCAUUGGUGGCAACAACAAGGAUGAGCUACAAAUGGACGAGAGCAUAUUGUCGCUGCUCCUCAAGUUGCACUCUCAGCUGAGCGGGACGCUGGACAGUUUCUCGCUAAGCGAUGCCGAGAAUGACGAAGGUGGAAGCGAAUCGCCAUUCAAUGAUCAGGCAAUGGAGGUGGAUUGCAAUGAGGCUAGCACAAGUGCUGCCGCUGUGGCCGAGAGUACAGCCUUAGCGGAGCGUAGAAGUACGACAGGCGAGAGGAAGCGUAGCAGCUAUAACAACAUUCAUGUUUCCUCGUCGAGGAUCGGCGAUGGUCCGUUCUUCAUUGGCAAUCUGUUGCGGAAAAUAGCCAAACAGGAUGAGUUGUGCGCCCAAGCCAUCGAUGACAUUCGGGCCCGUCUGUGGCCCAAUCAGCGCGAGAAACAGGCCGAGGCCAAGGCCCGCGAAACAAAAGAAAAGGAAGAGCGCCGCAAGAAGGCACGUGAGCGUCAACAGAAAAUGAUGCAGGACUUUGCGAACAAGCAGAAACAGUUUAUGCAAUCGGCGGCAGCUGCUGCCACCAAUAUGGUGUACGGUGCCGAGGAUGAGGAAGACGAGGAUGUAUACGAGGAGCAGCCACGCGAGAAGGAAUACGAUUGCAUUAUAUGCAAUUGCACCACGCCCAGCACUGAAACGAAUCCCAUUGGCCUGGUGGUCUUGGUGGAGUCCAGCGGCAUUGUCGGACAUCGGCGGCGUAUAUCAGAGCGUCUCCCGUUGCCAUUGAGUGCAGAGGAUGAGUUAAGAUUGAAUCAUACCACAAGAUUAGCCACCGAAUUCAGUCGGCGUACCGAUCUGCUAAGCUUGAAAUUUGGCGAAGAGUCAUGGUAUCUUUCUAAUAACAUGUCCUACGACAAUGGCGUUCAUGUGCAGUCCUGCGGUCAUCAUGUGCAUCUCAGCUGCUUGGAGGCAUACCUCAAGACGUUAUAUACCACACAGCGUCAGCCUGUGCAGGAUCGCGGCGAGUUCUAUUGCCCGGUGUGCCGGCAAUUGUCCAACUCAGUGCUACCGCUCAGUCCACAAUUGGAUAGGCCGACGCAUCUGGUGCGUUCGGGUAAUCAGCCAUUUGAGCAACUUGUUGCCGAUCUCACCGAUCUGAUCAAAGAGAACGAAAAGAUACCACAACCUACUAAGCUAACCGAAGCCAUGGGCCAUGCCAUGGAAGUGAUGACGAAUAUAGCCCAACGCAAGGUGAAAUGCGCUUCAACGACGUUCCGAAAGCUCUUCAUAUUUGUGACAUCGAUAGCGCGGACCAAUCUGGAGGCGGAGAUCAUACAACGCGGUGGCUCGCUUUGUUCCACAAAUGCGACACGUUAUAAACCAAAACGGGAUUGUAUUGUGCCGCUGCUCCAUGUACUCUCUGUCCAUGUUCGGGUAUUGGUGGAGUGGCCAUUGUGGAGUAGUUGGGCCUCAUUGGCCGGAUUACCUGUUAGCGAUACAGAGCCAUUGCCAGUUCAUUGCCUAGAGCUGAUACCUAGUCUGUUGGCAGAUCCGAUAGCUUUACUGUUGAAGUUUAUACUUUUGGCGCCACUUCAUUUGGAUCAGGACUACUUCACCUGCAUUGUUAAAGUCAUGUAUAAUCUGUUAUACUAUCAGAUUGUAGUCCAACUUUGCGUCACCCUGACUGAUCUCGAGUGUGAUCAUAUUCUGGACAAUUAUGGCCAAAAUAAACAGCAGCAACAACAGCAACAAUCUGGAUCGCCGACGUCGCCCGCCAGCACAAGUAGCACAGGAGGACGUAAACGAGUUCAUGGGAACAAUAGUGGGAUAAUGGGUAGCAGUCAGCUAGGACAAGCCAUGGCCUUGGUGAUUAACGAAACGAAUCGUCUGUCACAUUUACGUAGAGAUAGUAUACCAAGCACCAGCAGUUCGGCAGCAGCAGCUGCAUCACAGCUGGGCACAGGUACAGCGACUGGCACCGGCACAGGAACCACCACUGCCGAUGUUAAUCUCAAGUCGAUGGAGCUUCAAUUACAAUCGUUAUGCCUGCCAUUCCUAAGGAUUGCGGCAUUAUUGCGUCAGCAUUUGUAUCGCCAUGACAUGCCGGAAAUUUCGGCACCCGGUUUGGAAUUUGUGCGUCUUGUUUAUUAUCUUGAACUUGUUACCGAUUCCAUGGACUGGGAUUGCUUCAAUGCAUCAAAGGGUCUAUGCUUUAUACCUGGCACUGAACGAACAUUACCGCAAUUCUGGUGUAAGCAGCUAAUGGAAGUGAGUCCACCGCCGGAUAUGUUGCGUGAAUUGGUGCUAGUCAAUCAGCACUCGUUGUGGCAACAGCCGCGACUCUUGGAACUGCCGAGAGAGUAUGAGCGUCUCUUUACGUAUUAUCAUGAGCGACCCUGUCUCAAUUGCUAUAAGGUGCCCAAGGAGAGUUCGAUUUGCCUGCUGUGCGGGGCAAUAGUUUGUCUCAAGCAAAACUGUUGUGCUGAGAAUGAAUGCUGUGAGGCUGUACGGCACACUUUAUCCUGUGGCGGCGGCAUUGGUAUUUUUCUGGUGGUUACCUCAACAUACAUCAUUGUCAUACGUGGACGGCGAGCCUGUCUCUGGGGCUCCCUUUACCUCGAUGACUUUGAUGAAGAGGAUCGUGAUCUAAAACGCGGCAAACCCUUGUAUUUGAGUCAAGAUCGUUUCAAUUUGCUGGAAUCCCAAUGGCUGUCCCAUAAAUUCGCUCACACAAAACACACCUGGGUGUUCCAUCGCGAUCUCUUGUGAAAUAUGGAAGAUUUACUACGCAGCAUACAGGAGCUGGUUGGUCAGAUAUAGAGAAAUAUAUAUAUAUGUAUAUAUAUAUAUAUAUAUAUAGAAAGAGGACAGAGAGUGACAGAGCUAAAGAGAGGGACGUAGAAGAACGUAAGAGAAUGAUAGCAGGAGAUGAUCCAUAUGAAGAAAGAUGUCCCGCUACCCGCCGCCUAGUCGAAACACACGCCCCGCAUUCACAUUCACCACAUCUUAAAGUAAAAAAGAAAAACUGCCUUUUCUGUUUAUGUUUUAA